This is a messenger RNA of Malassezia globosa CBS 7966, 1017 nucleotides long. RefSeq lists its product as uncharacterized. Gene Ontology annotation, biological process: protein neddylation. Gene Ontology annotation, molecular function: NEDD8 activating enzyme activity. Lineage: Eukaryota; Fungi; Basidiomycota; Malasseziomycetes; Malasseziales; Malasseziaceae. Bases 1 to 1017 code for a protein of 338 amino acids. The transcript has a single exon. The record is from RefSeq and is a predicted model, not a curated record. Gene Ontology annotation, cellular component: cytoplasm; nucleus.
AUGCCACGCAACAGGGCAAGAUCUUUUCUCCGUGAAGAAUGCCGCAUCCUUGUCAUUGGUGCUGGUGGUCUUGGCUGCGAAAUUCUUUCAAAUCUCGCGCUUUCAGGCUUCCAACAUGUUCACGUCAUCGACAUGGAUACCAUUGAUGUGUCGAAUCUCAACCGACAAUUCCUCUUCCGCGAAAAGGACAUCGGACAGCCAAAAGCAACCACAGCUGCUGCUUUUGUUGAAUCACGAGUGCCUGGAGUCAAAAUCACCCCUCAUGUCUGCCGCAUCCAGGAUAUGGAUGUCACAUUCUAUAUGCAGUUUCACAUGGUUAUUUGCGGUCUCGACUCGGUCGAGGCUCGUAGGUGGAUCAACGCUACUCUCGUCCAUAUGGUGGACGAAAAAAACCCUUCCUCGUUAAAACCGCUGAUUGACGGUGGCUCCGAAGGUCUGAAGGGCCAAGCGCGUGUCAUUUUGCCGACCAUCACAAGCUGCUAUGAGUGCAGUCUUGACAUGCUUCCUAAGCGGACGACGUUCCCUAUAUGCACGAUCGCUAAUACGCCACGUUUGCCGGAGCAUUGCAUUGAGUGGGCAAGUGUGCUCGAGUGGCCACGUGCGAAUCCAGGCAAGAAACUCGAUAAUGACAACCCUGAGCAUGUUCAAUGGGUUCUUGAUACAGCUCUUGGGCGAGCUGAGAGUUUCCAUAUCACAGGCGUCAAUUGGUCACUUACACAGGGAGUGAUCAAAAACAUCAUUCCUGCCGUUGCCAGUACCAAUGCCAUCAUUGCUGCGGCUUGCACGCAAGAGGCUUUCAAAAUAGCCACGUCCACUGCGCCUUAUUUGAACAACUACAUGAUGUACACGGGCAACGAAGGCGUGUAUACGUUCACUUUCGACUACGAACGGCGCGCUGAUUGCCCCGUAUGCGGUGGUGAUAUCAGAUCGCUCACACUCACACCGCAGGACACCCUAGCUACUCUGGUUGAUCUACUUAGCACUUUACCUGACAUGUGCGUCUUUGCUAUUUACUGA